AUGAAUAGCUCAGCAACAAUGUCGGGCUUAAGCAUAGUUUUAGUGAUGGUCCUGUUGUGCAGCAGUGCAGUCUCGGAACUAUGCAACACAAAAGACAAGCAAGCACUUCUCCAGAUCAAGAAGGAUCUUGGCAACCCGACCACUCUCUCGUCCUGGGUCUCAACCACCGACUGUUGCAACGGGACCUGGCAAGGUGUUUUAUGCGACACCGACACCCAAACAUAUCGUGUCAACAACCUCGACCUCUCGAACCUUAACCUCCCCAAACCCUACAGAAUACCCGCCUCCAUCGGAAACCUUCCCUACUUGAAUUUCCUUACCAUCAGAACCAACCCCAACCUCGUUGGGGCAAUCCCCGCCGCCAUUACUAAACUCAACCAACUUCGCUAUCUCUAUAUCACCCACACCAAUGUCUCCGGCGCCAUACCCGAAUUCUUGUCGCAAAUCAAAACCCUCGUAACCCUCGACUUCUCCUACAACGACCACUCCGGCACCCUCCCUACCUCCAUCUCUUCUCUCGCCAACCUCGUCGGAAUCACUUUCGACGGCAACCGCAUCUCCGGCGCUAUCCCCGAUUCCUACGGCUCGUUUUCGAAUCUGUUUACGUCGAUGACGAUCUCCCGCAACCGCCUCACCGGGAAGAUUCCGGCGACGUUCGCGAAUCUGAACCUGUCGUUCGUUGACUUGUCUCGGAACAAACUGGAGGGUGACGCGUCGGUGUUGUUUGGGUCGGAUAAGAACACGCAGAAGAUACGUCUGGCGAAGAACUCUCUUGCUUUUGAUUUGGGGAAAGUGGGGUUGUCAAAGAACUUGAACGGGUUGGAUCUGAGGAACAACCGUAUCUAUGGGAUGCUACCAAAGGGACUCACGACGCUUAAGUUUCUGCACAGUUUGAAUGUGAGCUACAAUAAUCUGUGUGGUGAGAUUCCUCAAGGUGGGAACUUGCAAAGAUUUGACGUGUCUUCUUAUGAUCAUAACAAGUGCUUGUGUGGCUCUCCUCUUCCUGCUUGCACUUGA
Sphenostylis stenocarpa is the source of this 1017-nucleotide messenger RNA. The record is from the annotation of a GenBank genome assembly. Lineage: Eukaryota; Viridiplantae; Streptophyta; Magnoliopsida; Fabales; Fabaceae.